Penicillium cataractarum is the source of this 2118-nucleotide messenger RNA. RefSeq lists its product as uncharacterized. The coding region runs from base 1 to 2118 and encodes 705 amino acids. Gene Ontology annotation, biological process: silent mating-type cassette heterochromatin formation. The transcript is spliced from 4 exons. Gene Ontology annotation, cellular component: rDNA heterochromatin; SHREC complex. The record is from RefSeq and is a predicted model, not a curated record. NCBI's taxonomy places the organism in Eukaryota, Fungi, Ascomycota, Eurotiomycetes, Eurotiales, Aspergillaceae.
AUGAUGUCGAGCGACGGUGAGCUAUCGGAUGAUCCGAACAUGGUGGUGAUUCCCGUUGAGGACAAGAAGAGCGACGGGAAGAAAUCCACUUGGCCCGUGAAUGGCCCAGAUGCCCGAUUCACCUACCGAAUGCGCAAUGAUGAGGGCUGGCGUAUCGGUCUCGCCCAAAUGUGGGUAGAGAAGCAGAUGGGUGCUCUAGAGGAUGGCAUAACUUACAUUCUGGAAAAGCUUCCUGACGGCUAUGCGCUCAUGGAUCGCCCUCGAGGAACCGAUCACAAGGUUCGCGACAGCUUCCUCUUUGGGCAUCCAACUGGAAGAUACUUUCAGUCUCGUGUUACGUUCUUCGUGCAUUUCCAUUGGCUUAUGACAGAUCGAGCCGAACCAUGCGAGUGCAAGCUCUGCUCCAGACAACAACAGUCGGGCUCCAAACCGCUUGGGGAGUUCAGGCCUCGAAAGCGGCGCACCAAGGCUGAGAUGGAGGCUGAUAGGGCCAGAUUGGCGGGCGAAGAUAAGGCCGUUGUCACCGCCAGAUCUGUUUCCCGUAAGCUUCCUGGAGAUGAGGAAGGCCCUGAUUACUGGAAGGUUCAUGUUAUGGAUCUUAAAGAGAAGGGCACUCUCGACGAGGAAAUUGACCAUCCCCUGAACCUGGACUGGGUCCUUACUCAUGAUUUCCUGACCGACUACUUCGUCCGUCUCACUCUCCAGCCGGCCUUUGUCCCCCGCCGGGGCGAAAUCGUCCUCUGGACCCAUACCCUCGAGGGAAGGCUACAGUUCAAUCCAGAGACCGAAAGAAUCGAAAUGCGUGCAGAGGACGGCAAAUGGCUCGGUAUGCCAGAUUGGCGUGCCGGUGUAGUCACGCAGGUUUCAGAAGAGGAGUCAAACUACCUCGACAUUGUCCAGGAUACCAAGAAGAAGCAGCCGAUCUCGUACUCCGGAUUCCGCGUCGAGACCUUACCCGACCCACUUGAUGAUGAUAAGUCGUACUCGUUGCACUACAAGUACGUGCCGCUAAAAUGCAUCAAGCCCUUUGGCGCCUUCGAGCGUUUCCUGUACCCUACCCCUCGCGAGAAGCUGCACCCAUCUAUUGAGAAUGCCAUGACCACUAUGGCGUCAUACAGCCUGCUGCACAAGGUUCGGUUCAGUGGAACCUGGCCUAAUGCCCGCAUCGACUGCAAGGGCAUUUUCAUCGGCCCAGAGCUCCUCGCCAUCUCGGACGCGGCACGCUUAAAGCCUUUCGGUAUGAAGGCCGAAGACAUGGAGGAUAACCCGGGCCAGGUUAAAACGGACCUAGGACCCACAGUCACCGAUGUGAUGGUUAUCGAAAAGAUCUGGCUCCAGCUCGACGAUUGUAACUCCGACCCGAACAGCGAGCAACUCGCAAGGAAGAUGGUGCCCUACAUCGCGGGCAAAGUAUACACGCGCGAUCCACAGCGGCUCAACCGUGUCAUGCCAUUUGACGCUGAUCCUUUGGAGAAACUCACCCCGAAGGAGGUUGAUGACGCGUUCUCGCAGGUGGGCAUGCGCGUGUAUGGCCGGUGGUACCGUGUUGCCAAGGGCAAGACUUGCGUUGUAUCCCCGGGUAUGAUUAUCGGGCGAUGCUUCGAACCCGAGGCUACCCGUUUGCACUACAAUACCUUUGAUCUCGACUACGAUCUCCACGGUAUCCUAAGCGGCAGACGGUACUCUGUCCGAGCAGAUACACGCAUUCCCCCAGGCCUCGACUUUUUCUGGGGCGACAAUCGCGUCGAGACCCUCGGUCUAGCAACCAUGAACGGGGUGGAAGUUGGACCGGCCGCAGAACAGCGUGACGAUCCCGUGCGUUGGCAGGCUAUUCUUCGGAUCUUACAGGGAAGCACGUCCGAUGUCGACGUGCGUCUUGCAGAUCUGGGGAUCUCCAAGGGUGUAGGCCGUCCGCGUGCGAAGAAGACAUUCAGCGAGGUCAGCAAGCUGAGCAAGCUCGUUAGUACCGGGCUGGGCGCAGUGACCGAGAACGAAGAUAGCGGGGAAGGACCUGCAGACGCGAGUGGUCCUCCGUCGGAGAUGGAGCUCUCAGAGUCGGAGUUGAUCGCACCGAUUCCAUUCCGUGAGCCAAGCGAGGGACCCGAGUAUGUACCUUAA